CGCGCACCUAAAUUGAACUUCUGACUUAGACUACAUACACAAUACGGAGUAGUGCAUACCUUUACCCGGCCACAACGGCGCACGGCCUUAUCGGUCAACCCACCAUCAACCCCGCAGGAUUCCCGACACUACAGUCCUCCGUACUACCGUACAUACAUUCAAUCCAACUUCAUCAUCAUGGGUCGCUGGUCCUAUCUCGACAGUGACGAGGAGCGCCUGCCCGAGGGCAUGGUACGGGUAGGCUACGAUGCCGACACCCAAGUGUACACGUACCGCGACAGCGACGGCAGUUACUGGGAGGGCGCCCCUGGGGCGCGGUACGGCAAGCUGCAUCGCGUGCGGUCGUCGACCCCGCCGCUGCCCAGCGUGCACAUCGCCAACGAUAUCCGGGGCGAAGAGCAGCCCUACAUCCUGCACGACUUUUACGGUUCCGACACGGACGAAUCCAGCGGCGAGGGCGACCCCGCGUUCAGCCACGGCAAUAACGGGAAAACGGGCGCUUCCCCCCGAUCCCCAACCAAAGCCGUUCUCCACGGGGCCGAUCGACCCCACCACCCGACUCCCGGCAAAGGCAGCAAGACCUUGCCCCGCCUCUUCACCGCCACGAACCGAAACCCGGACCCAGACCCGGACCCGGACCUGGACACGGACACGGACAAGCUGAGCACCGCGACCACCAUCCGGGCCUCGGUCUCCAGUGCACCGUCCGUCACGUCGGAGGCCACCACCACCACCGCGACUAACGACGCCAGCACCAACGCCAGGACGGGCCCGGGCCUCAGACGCGCCGGCACGCUCUCCCGCCUUGCCCGCUUCCUGUCGCCGUCUUCCCCGUCCCCAUCGGACCCGGGCGGACGCCUCGGGCUGGCGCGGCGGGCUACCGUCCACAGCGGGACGGGGGGGGAGGAAAAGAAGAAGGGGUCAUCUCCGUCUCGCUCCUCUUCUUUUUCUUCUCGUCGCCCUUGGGCCGCUGCGACUAGUGGUCGUAGUGGUGGUGAUGCGGCAGGAAAUGCCCGGUGGCCUGGCUCCGGCCCCGGCGCCGGAACGGGGUCGGGACCAGGGGGGCAGCGCAAGAAGUGCGCGACGACGUUUGAGGAGAUUCUGGGGGAAUAAUUGUUUUCCAGGUGGCUCGGACGUUGCAAGGGCUCCUAAAGGGAGCGAUGAAGGGAGAAGAGCAGGCUAAUUCAUCGGGUGCGGUGGUGUUGGGGAGUUUGUUUGUUUCCUGUUUGCAGUCCGGCCGGCGCCUCAGUGGCAAUGCAUGUUGUUUCUGUAUGAGGGGACGGACAAAGACAAAAGUGUGACGGCCAUCGAAAACAACAGCAGAUUGCAAUAGUAGAUCCGAAAAUGUUCAAUGAGUUCCUGGCCUAACCGUGACGCUUCAC
Thermothelomyces thermophilus ATCC 42464 is the source of this 1382-nucleotide messenger RNA. RefSeq lists its product as uncharacterized. The transcript has a single exon. The record is from RefSeq and is a predicted model, not a curated record. NCBI's taxonomy places the organism in Eukaryota, Fungi, Ascomycota, Sordariomycetes, Sordariales, Chaetomiaceae. The coding region runs from base 178 to 1113 and encodes 311 amino acids.